Messenger RNA from Jatropha curcas, 1058 nucleotides. The record is from RefSeq and is a predicted model, not a curated record. NCBI's taxonomy places the organism in Eukaryota, Viridiplantae, Streptophyta, Magnoliopsida, Malpighiales, Euphorbiaceae.
UGACUAGUAGCAGUAAAGCUCUUUGGUUGGCUUAGACUUUUGUGUGAGGUAAGACAUGAGGAAAUUGAGGGAAUUACCUAUUUUCAAAGUUUGAAUUACGCCAACCAACAAAAAAAAUAUUAGCUGUUACAGAAACAGAGGGAGAGAGAAAAUUAAGAAAGCCGAUUUCUUUUUCAUUCCUUUAGUUUCUUUAUUGUCCCCCUUCUGUGGCGUGUCAUAGAGGGGUUUGAUGAAAAGGGUUUUGUUCUGAUUAUUUUAAGGACAAAGUUUUGAGCUUUAACGAGCCUUCUCUCGUGGGUUUUGUUUUGAUUCUAAUUUUGAGGAAGGCUCUGCUUUGAAUUUGGUGAUUGUUGAGAAAAUGAUACGUUGGUGGAUAUCUGCUCUCGAAUUAACGGAGCUGUUUGUGAGUACUUUAGUGCAUUUGGUGUAUGGUUUUUACAUAUUUAGCACAGCUGUGGCCGGUGAUCUUUCACAAACUUUAAAUGAAUGGUUUUACAAGCCUAAUAUGAACAUUGUUGUCAAAGAGGAAGAGUCGAGAGGGAUUUCAAAAACAACCACCAGCGGCGAUGACUUGCCUCCUAUUGUGUUGGUCCAUGGAAUCUUUGGAUUUGGCAAAGGGAGACUGGGAGGUUUAUCCUAUUUUGCAGGGGCUGAAAAGAAAGAUGAAAAGGUUCUGGUGCCUGAUUUGGGGUCCUUAACCAGCAUAUAUGAUAGGGCAAGAGAGCUGUUCUAUUAUUUGAAAGGUGGGCAAGUUGAUUAUGGUGAAGAACACAGUAAGGCUUGCGGGCACUCCCAAUUUGGAAGGAUUUACGAACAAGGGCAUUAUCCUGAAUGGGAUGAGAAUCACCCAAUUCACUUUGUCGGUCACUCUGCCGGAGCACAGGUUGUUCGAGUUCUGCAGCAAAUGCUUGCAGACAAGGCGUUUAAGGGCUAUGAGAACACUUCUGAGAAUUGGGUAUUAAGCCUCACAUCCUUAUCUGGAGCCUUCAAUGGAACUACAAGAGCAUAUUUAGAUGGAAUGCAGUGAGUACUUUCCCCGAUUUGGCUUUUAUUUGGAU